AUGAAGCUAGUGUCUGUGAAUAAUCUAGAAGGAGUUCAAAAUCUGCUCUACAAUGGCACAAAUGCAAACUGCCAUGACAAACUCCACAGAACUCCAUUGCAUAUUGCUUCUAGUCGAUGCUACACAGACAUGGUAGACUUACUUCUAGCUAAUGGUGCUGAUCCCAAUCUGCAGGACAUUUUAUUAAAUACUCCUUUACAUCUAGCUGCCUGCAACAACAAUGUGCAUAUCAUCAAACUCUUGAUUGAUGGUGGAGCUGACCUAAGACUACUUAAUAUGAAUAAGAAGAAUCCAGUCCAAAUUGCUCAAAGUAAAUUAAGAAUAUUGGUGAGGCGCAUUAGAGAAUGUUACACAUUAAAGAAUGUGUUAGGUGUGGCACUUGUGAGGGCAGGUGAUAAAAGAUAA
Messenger RNA from Dalotia coriaria, 405 nucleotides. Its product is annotated as ankyrin repeat domain-containing protein 54. Lineage: Eukaryota; Metazoa; Arthropoda; Insecta; Coleoptera; Staphylinidae. Gene Ontology annotation, molecular function: protein binding. The record is from RefSeq and is a predicted model, not a curated record. The coding region runs from base 1 to 405 and encodes 134 amino acids. The transcript has a single exon.